AUGGGUGAAAGGAAUAAAGGUGACUUCAUUCCGUGGCUUGCUUUCUUGGAUAUGCAAGAGCAUAUCAAGAGAAUGAAGGCUACAGCCAAGAAGAUGGAUGUGUUUAUGCAGCAUGUGUUAGAGGAGCAUUAUGCUAGGAGAAAAGGGGUGAAGGAAUAUGAGCCUAGGGAUAUGUUGAAUAUCCUUGUGCAGGUAGCUGAGAAUCCCAAUCUUGAGGUAAAGCUUGAUAGAAUUGGAGUCAAGGCAUUUACACAGGUUAUUCAAACAAGUGUGGCAAAUCUUUUGCAAGGAUUUAAAUGGAAACUACCUGGUAAGAUGACAACAGAGGACUUGAAUAUGGAGGAAAUUUUUGGGCUUUCUGUACCCAGAAAAGUCCCACUUGUUGCUGUUGUUGAGCCUCGACUUCCAUCGGAACUUUAUUCCCUAUGA
Messenger RNA from Dovyalis caffra, 429 nucleotides. The record is from the annotation of a GenBank genome assembly. Lineage: Eukaryota; Viridiplantae; Streptophyta; Magnoliopsida; Malpighiales; Salicaceae.